Molecule: messenger RNA, 597 nt
Organism: Didymodactylos carnosus
Lineage: Eukaryota; Metazoa; Rotifera; Eurotatoria; Philodinida; Philodinidae
Source: the annotation of a GenBank genome assembly
AUGGAAGACGAUAAUAAUCCUUUUGCUCAGCCCGAUCCAUUCGCGGAUGCUUCGAUUCGACAAGCAACGGCACAAUCGCGUACAAAUCAACAAACGUUGAAUGAGUAUAAUCCAUUUACCAACGCGACCGUACCGGCUCGAACAGUUGUUCAACCGGCUGUUUUACCUUCGCCUCCUAUCCCACCACCUUCAUACGCAUCAGUAUCAACACCAAUCUCAUCACAACAACAAACAACGGCACGUGUUGAUUUUUCACAAUUAGAACGUCAACAGCAAGAUCUUGAUCGUCGUGAACAGAGAUUAAUGGAACGUGAAAGAGAAUUGAAAAAUUCAACAACAGGACGACGAGAUAAUAAUUUUCCUCCAAUUCCAAAGAUUUGUCCGUUCAGACCUUGUUUUUAUCAAGAUAUUAACGUGGAAAUACCCAAUGAAUUUCAAACGUGGGUUCGAUAUUUGUUUUAUUUAUGGAUAAUUUAUUCAGCCACCUUAGGACUGAACAUUAUUGGUGCAUUAGCUUAUUUAAUUGUUGACAAAGGUGGAGCAGUGACAUUUGGUUUAUCGAUUCUCUAUUUUGUUUUAUUUACACCGUGUUCUUAG